This is a messenger RNA of Camponotus floridanus (Florida carpenter ant), 1945 nucleotides long. RefSeq names its product protein ST7 homolog. The record is from RefSeq and is a predicted model, not a curated record. Lineage: Eukaryota; Metazoa; Arthropoda; Insecta; Hymenoptera; Formicidae. The coding region runs from base 342 to 1895 and encodes 517 amino acids. The transcript is spliced from 2 exons. Gene Ontology annotation, molecular function: protein binding.
UGCUCGUUUCGUACGUGAUGUUCUCAGCAUCGUCGAAAAUAUUUACAUACUACGCCGGGAGUGUGCGUGGCGAUGUACGCGUGUCGAAUCGAGUACAUGCGAUAGGAUUGUAAUUUAAUAAUAUUUCUUUGUCUUCGAUAAAUAUACGGGAGAAAUUUGCGUAAGAUCAGAUUCUCGAAGCGACGUGAGAUCUGUCGUGGAAUAAAAGCUGGACUACGCGCGCCCUGUCGCUCGUCAUCGUCUUCAAUGUGGUGAACACUCGCUUUCCGGUGACAGAAACGUACGAAUUCGCCGGAGCGAGUAAGCGCGAGGAGCGGGCGAGUCGGUCCUCAGGAGCAUAAAUGGCACUGCUAUUCACCAGCAUGUGGGACUCGACGAUGUUCCUGAGUACCCUAACCCCAAAGUUCUACGUCGCGCUCACCGGCACCUCGUCCCUCAUCUCCGGUCUGAUCCUCAUCUUCGAAUGGUGGUACUUCAGGAAAUACGGCACCUCGUUUAUCGAGCAGGUAUCCUUGAACCAUAUCUCACCGUGGAUCGGUGGUGGUGACAGCUCUAAUGACAGCAAUACCUCCAGCCUAAACGGCUCCGGUGGAUCCUCAAAUCAGCAGAAUGUGCCAGAGUGUAAAGUCUGGCGCAAUCCGAUUAAUUUAUUCAGGGGUGCGGAGUAUCAGAGAUUUUACUGGGCCACCAACAAGGAGCCCCUCACGUACUACGAUAUGAAUCUGUCUGCUCAGGAUCAUCAGACUUUUUUCACUUGCGAGGGUGAUACAGGUAAAACAGAAUAUGAAAUCAUGCAGACAGCUUGGAGAGAGCGCAAUCCAGUAGUAAGAAUACAAGCUGCGCAUAGUGCUCUCGACCGUAAUCCUGAUUGUGCGCCAGCUUACAUUCUUCUCGCAGAGGAGGAGGCCACUACUAUUGUAGAGGCAGAAAAGAUCCUGAAGCAAGCUCUAAAAGUGGCUGAAAACAAUUAUAGAAAGUCGCAGAAUACCCAGCAUCAGGGCUCCAUAGCUGAAGCGAUACACAGGCGUGAUACAAAUGUGUUGAUCUACAUCAAAAGGAGAUUAGCGAUGUGCGCGCGAAAGUUAGGAAAGUUGAAGGAAGCUGUGAAAAUGUUUCGCGAUCUUACGAAGGAGGUGCCACCAAUCAUGAAUGUAUUAAACAUCCAUGAGAAUUUGAUCGAGACUCUAUUGGAGAUGCAAGCCUAUGCGGAUGUGCAGGCCGUAUUGGCCAAGUACGACGACAUCAGUCUGCCGAAAUCGGCGACCAUUUGCUAUACAGCUGCAUUGCUGAAAGCACGGUUGGUAGCGGAUAAGUUUUCGCCUGAUAUCGCCAGCAAGCGCGGCUUGACCACCGCCGAGAUGUCGGCGGUGGAGGCGAUUCAUCGGGCCGUGGAAUUCAAUCCUCAUGUACCCAAGUAUCUCCUGGAAAUGAAACCGCUCAUUCUUCCGCCCGAACACGUGCUGAAGCGUGGCGAUUCCGAGGCGAUUGCAUAUGCGUUCUUCCAUUUAGCGCACUGGAAGCAGAUAGAAGGCGCUUUGAAUCUGCUUCAUUGCACAUGGGAGGGUACGUUUAGAAUGUUGCCGUAUCCGCUCGAACGCGGACAUCUGUUCUAUCCGUAUCCCACGUGUACUGAAUGUGCCGACCGGGAACUCUUGCCGUCGUUUCACGAUGUUAGCGUCUACCCGAAGAAGGAACUUCCCUUCUUCAUCCUCUUCACCGCCGGUCUGUGCUCGUUCACCGCACUAUUGGCCCUGUUGACACAUCAGUAUCCGGACACUAUGGGCGUAGUUGCCCGCUCCAUGCUCGCUUGGUUUUCCCAUCCAUUUUACUACAUUCUCGACAAGCUGGAAACUAUAUUGCCCUCUAACUUAUUGCAACAGCUCUCUAGAAUAUAAUAAGGCUGUGUUUCCACAUGAUCUCCAUUAAAUUAAGACUUAUUGUGAUA